This is a messenger RNA of Seriola aureovittata, 2003 nucleotides long. RefSeq lists its product as uncharacterized. The transcript is spliced from 6 exons. The record is from RefSeq and is a predicted model, not a curated record. Bases 344 to 1408 code for a protein of 354 amino acids. Lineage: Eukaryota; Metazoa; Chordata; Actinopteri; Carangiformes; Carangidae.
UGCAGUCGAAGCAGAACCGAGAGCGACGCCGAAACCGUAAACAAGUGUUCAACCUGACGUCUGUGGAUUUUAGCGUAAAACCAGGAAGACAGAUGAUAUAUUCCGGUCCUCCGCCCACUCUGCCUUGCUUUGGUGGCGGGAGGCGGCUUCAGGUGAGGCAAGAGGGCGGCGACGUGUCCAAAAAUGGAUGAAGUAUGUGAGCAGGUAAACACACUCCGGAGAGUCCCUUCCUGACGAAGACUGAUGUUUUUAAGACAAGCCGUCGCCAGUCGCACGCAUUCAACGACUACUGCAAACUAACACGGAGCUCUGAAGACUCUGUGCGGAGACGAGCCAUCUCACUAUGGAAACAAAGACAGAAAACCAAAGGCCCGUUAACGGCCAGUUGAUUACAAUGCCUCACAGGGAUACAGUCCGCCUGCUGGAGAUUUACGUCAAGCGCAGCCUCAGCCUGAACGAUGGGGCGCUGGGCGAUAAGAGGGCUGAGAAGAAAGAAAAGUGGGUGACAAAAAGGAUAAGACGACAUUCCAGCGACCCUUCCGUUCACCUGGCCGAGGGAUUAAACUACAGGGAAACUGUUACACUUCCUGUGGUCGAACCUCCCGCAAAUCAGCCUAAAAAACAUCCUGAAGAAUCAGGGAAAACGAGCAAAAAAUCCAAGAAGAAUAAGAAACCCUCGUUUUGGAAAGCUAUAGUUGGCUUUUUCUCUCGGAAGACUAAUGAGGACAAUGACGAGGAGCAGGACAGUCCUUCAGUGACGGCGAAGGACUCGGCAGCGGAAGAGGUCUCUGAUGCUGCGCCCGCCUGCCUGCCUGCAACUCCAGUCACUUCGCAGAGGAAGAAGUCCAUGAGAAGAAAGUCCAUAAAAAGAAGGUUCUCCAAAAGGCGACUAUCUCUGAUCAAACCAAAUAAACCCGACAUCACAGAAAUUGAAGCUGUUGUCAGCGUAGAACCGACGUACUUAUACUAUGAGAAGGUGUCAGAGGAACUGGAGAAAAUUGUCCACGAGGUCAAAGAAAAAGAGGAAGAACAGCGUCUCUCAGAUGAGGAAGUGAUCAACAGGAUCAUCGCUUUGACAAAGGAGCAGGGUGACGCCAUAGACGACAAGCUGAGAGACAACCCCACCCUGAGCAACUUCUUCCAGCGGAUGUCGUACUCUUCCUUCCAGAGGCUGGCCGAUGCGUAUCUAGAAAACGAAGCAACGCCGACCAACAAUCCUCCCACCGUCCUACCGACAGCACCUGAGCUUGUCAAGCUGGCCUUCACGCUGGACUUCACAGCCAGGAUAGCCGGGCUCUCCAGGCAGAAUAUAGGUCACAUUACCUACCUGGGGAACCGCUAUCUACAGGACAGAUUUGAAUAUAAACAGGCAUGUACAGAUCAUCCAUGGUCUGACAGCGAUGACUGAAACACAGCCUUGCAGGAACACCACAGAUGUGGUUAAAGAACGUGUUGCAAGCAUCAGUUCCCUUUACAAACAUUUUUUUUUCAAGAUCAGAGGAGCUGCUUGACACAACUUUGAAGCCCAGGAUUGUUGCCAUUUUCAUUUUUAAACUGAAACUUUUUUUAUGUUAGAGAAAUUGUGUAAUUCUGUUGCAACACAGUGUUUGCUGUGAGAAACCAGUUGAAUGUCUUUGGCAGAUGCUUCUUUAACGUGACACAUCAACUUAAAUACAAAAGUAAGCAGUCUUAAAACAUGUGGCGAUAUUUCAGAAUCACAGAUGGCCGAUUCUACUAAUGACUCUAAAGAUUUUGAUAAAUCCAACACUGGAUGAGACAUUUUCUGCACAUUGAUUUGUAAUAUCAUGACACAGCAAUGCAAUAACUUUUCAUGUAUAUAAGCUACACAACUGUGCAAUAUGGUUUUUUUUUUUACAUUUCUAGGAUUUAAAAAAUUAGUAAAAUGUAUUUAAUAGAAACUAAAAUGUGAAAUGAUGUUAAUGUUUGUUGAUAUGAGUGCUGGCAUUCAUAUUACAUUCUCAAAUAAAAGAUAUUUAAUUCAC